AUGAACUCAACAUUCGACCCUGCCAACUGCACAUACGCCACCUGCUCCGUCCAGGAUUACGGCCAGUUGCGAUACAUCCCCUCGCUCGCCGGAAACGCUUUCUACCUGGCUGUCUUCUGCCUCGCGUGCCUCUUACAGAUCUAUUUGGGUCUUCGAUACCGUACAUGGGGCUUCAUGUUCGGCAUGCUGGGCGGCAUCGGCCUGGAGAUAAUGGGAUACGUGUCUCGAAUCCAACUACACUACGACGACUUCAACAACACCUACUUCAUCAUCUACCUGGUCGGACUGACGAUCGGUCCGGCAUUUUUUUCGGGUGCCAUCUACAUCUGCCUAGCCCGGAUCAUCGCCGUCUACGGUUUGGGAGUGAGUCUCCUCAGCCCGCGGGCCAUCACUGUCGUCUUUGUCGGAUGCGACUUUGUGUCGCUGGUUCUCCAGGCUGCCGGGGGUGCCUUGGCCUCGUUGGACAUCUCACCCGGGCUAGAACAGACCGGGAUCAACCUGAUGAUUGCGGGGCUUGCCAGCCAAGUGGCAUCCACCACUGUCUUCUGCGGGCUGUGUCUCCAGAUUGUGUUCUCCAUCCACAAACGAGCGGGCCUGGUCAACCGCAACAGCGCCGCGCUUCGAAGAAAACUCGCAUUCAAGCUUUUCUUAUCUGCAAUCGCGAUCUCAACCGUCGCGAUCCUCAUCCGAUGUUCCUUCCGGGUGGCCGAGCUGAGCCACGGCUUCGGAAGCGCCAUCGCAAACGACGAAACCAAAUUCAUGGUCCUCGACGGUGCAAUGAUGGCUCUGGCAGUCCUGGCCCUCUCGGUCGGGCACCCUGGCCCUGCCCUCGGCGAAGUCAUGUGGGCGCAAGGCGGAUUCAAGUUGCUGCCGCGCUCUAAGAGGCCCAAGAAGACGCGGCAGAUCGCAUACGGCCUGUCCGAGACGAUGUCGCCAGUCGGAUUUUCUCUGAGAGAGAUCCCGAAGUGA
Fonsecaea multimorphosa CBS 102226 is the source of this 969-nucleotide messenger RNA. RefSeq lists its product as uncharacterized. The transcript has 2 exons. Lineage: Eukaryota; Fungi; Ascomycota; Eurotiomycetes; Chaetothyriales; Herpotrichiellaceae. Bases 1 to 969 code for a protein of 322 amino acids. The record is from RefSeq and is a predicted model, not a curated record. Gene Ontology annotation, cellular component: fungal-type vacuole; plasma membrane.